GCCCUGGCCUUUCUGUGUUAGCGGCAGCACCGUCUGUGUUGCCACAGCACCGCCAGGUUCACCAUGCAGUGAUGCCUCAUGGAAGAAGUGGCCGAUCCUCUGUUAGUGGCAUCGUGGCCACUGUUUUUGGGGCUACAGGUUUCCUAGGACGUUAUGUUGUCAACCGUUUAGGUCGCAUUGGAUCUCAAGUAAUCAUACCCUAUCGCUGUGAUCAGUAUGACCUCAUGUAUCUGCGGCCGAUGGGUGACCUGGGGCAACUUCUCUUCUUAGAGUGGGACUGCAAGGACAAAGACUCUAUCCGAAGAGCCGUGGAACACAGCAAUGUGGUCAUUAAUCUUGUUGGAAAGGAAUGGGAAACCAAAAACUUCAGUUUUGAAGAUGAAUUUGUAAAUAUUCCUGCACGUAUUGCACAGAUAGCUAGAGAAGCUGGUGUGGAAACACUCAUUCAUAUCUCUCACCUGAAUGCCAGUAUGAAGAGUCCUUCCAAAUACCUCAGGAGUAAAGCUGUUGGAGAGAAAACAGUGAGGGAAGAAUUUCCAGAUGCUAUAAUUUUGAAGCCCUCCGAGAUGUUUGGGAGAGAGGACCGAUUUCUCAAUCAUUAUGCAAACAUGCGCUGGUUUGGCGGUGUGCCUCUUAUUGCUCUGGGAAAAAAAACAGUGAAGCAGCCAAUAUAUGUGGCUGAUGUGGCAAAGGCAAUUAUUAAUGCAAUUAAGGAUCCUGAUGCUAAAGGGAAAACAUACGCCUUGGCUGGGCCUAAGCGAUACCUCCUGCAUGACCUGGUAGAGUACAUCUACGCGGUUUCCUUUCGAACCUUUAUUUCCUAUCCGCUUCCACGUCCUCUCUACCAUUUAGUUGCAAGAUUCUUUGAGAUGAAUCCAUUUGAACCGUGGUUAACACGAGACAAAGUGGACCGGUUUCACACAACAGACAUGACAUUUCCUGACCUUCCUGGUUUGGAAGACCUGGGUGUUCAUCCAACAGCUCUAGAAGAAAAAGCAAUUGAAGUUCUGCGCCGUCACCGCAGAUACCGCUGGCUGGACGCUGAGCUGGAGGAAGCAAAACCGGCUAAGACAUAUCCCAUGUAACAGUUGAUAUAAGGUGGUUACUUCACACUUCUUAAACUGCCUUUGUAUGACCCAAUUUGUUUGGAGACCUGUGUACAUACUGAGUAAAAUAUAUUAAUCAUGUAAA
Messenger RNA from Apaloderma vittatum (bar-tailed trogon), 1191 nucleotides. RefSeq names its product NADH dehydrogenase (ubiquinone) 1 alpha subcomplex, 9, 39kDa (gene NDUFA9). Gene Ontology annotation, cellular component: mitochondrion. The transcript is spliced from 10 exons. NCBI's taxonomy places the organism in Eukaryota, Metazoa, Chordata, Aves, Trogoniformes, Trogonidae. The record is from RefSeq and is a predicted model, not a curated record. Gene Ontology annotation, molecular function: protein-containing complex binding. The annotation marks the transcript as partial.